GUGACGUGACCCAUUCCAUGCUAGGAGUUCUAUCUGGUGCCUUGGACCUUGAGGUGUACAUCUGCACACCCUUAGCCUCAACAAGAACACCCUCCACCUCCACCUAGUCAUUCCUCACUGUGCCCAUCAUCCCCUUGUAUCCCAGUCUGAUCCCCUGGUCACGCCAGAGAGAGGCAGACAGCACAAGCCCAUCUCACAUCUGAGGAACGUCUGAGGGACCCGUGGCACCACACAAAGGCGGAGCCAGCCCCAUGGUGCAUAAGAACUCAGGAAAGAUGAGCAACCACAUCUAGCAGAUCUUUUUUGUGUUUUUCAGAGCAAAGUGUGCAAGAAAUAGGGGGAGAGACAUACUACUGUGAAAUAAAGAGAGUGAACAGGACAGGGAGAAACAGAAGAGGAUGCCUUUUGGGGGGUUUUCGGGGCUGAAGGAGCGGGUUCUGAAACCAGGGAAGGAGGAGGUGAAGAAUACAGUAGGAGACGGUCUGGGGAACCUGCAGAGGAAAAUUGAUGGGACCAAUGUGGACGAGGAUGACCAGAUGGAGCUCACGGAGGACGGGCAACCGGUGGCUCCUCGCCACAAUGCCCCUCUGUUUGACUGCGGUUGCUGCGGCCUGCCCAAGCGCUACAUCAUCGCCAUUCUCAGCGGACUGGGCUUCUGCAUCUCCUUUGGCAUCCGUUGCAACCUGGGGGUGGCCAUUGUGGAGAUGGUCAACAACAACACAGUCUACAUCAAUGGGACACCUGUACUCCAGCCAGCUCAAUUCAACUGGGACCCAGAGACUGUGGGACUGAUCCAUGGCUCCUUCUUCUGGGGUUACAUCGUCACACAGAUCCCUGGAGGCUUCAUCUCCAACAAGCUGGCCGCCAACAGAGUGUUUGGGGCGGCCAUUUUUCUCACGUCCAUACUGAAUAUGUUCAUCCCUUCAGCAGCCAGAAGGCACUACGGCUGUGUCAUGUUAGUCCGCAUCCUGCAAGGCUUGGUGGAGGGUGUUACCUACCCUGCAUGCCAUGGGAUGUGGGCCAAAUGGGCCCCUCCCCUGGAGAGAAGUCGACUGGCCACCACCUCAUUCUGUGGUUCCUAUGCAGGUGCUGUGAUUGCCAUGCCUUUAGCAGGAGUCCUGGUUCAGUUUGUUGGAUGGCCCUCGGUCUUCUAUAUCUAUGGUGUAUUUGGGAUUAUAUGGUACAUCUUCUGGCUCCUGCUUGCCUAUGGGAGCCCAGCCGCCCACCCCACUAUAAGCGAUGAGGAGAGGAUCUACAUAGAGACCACCAUUGGCGUGGGUGUCAAAAUAUUGAGCUCCACUGAGAAAUUCAAGACUCCAUGGCGCCGUUUCUUCACCUCCAUGCCUGUCUAUGCCAUCAUCGUGGCUAACUUCUGCCGUAGCUGGACCUUCUAUCUGCUCCUCAUCAGCCAGCCAGCCUACUUUGAGGAGGUGUUUGGCUUCUCCAUCGGCAAGGUGGGGCUCCUGUCUGCUGUGCCUCACAUGGUGAUGACCAUCGUAGUGCCCAUCGGUGGCCAGCUAGCCGACUUCCUACGCAGUCGUAAAAUCAUGUCAACUACAAACGUCCGGAAAAUCAUGAACUGCGGAGGUUUUGGAAUGGAGGCGACUCUGCUGCUGGUGGUGGGGUUCAGUCACACACGUGGGGUUGCCAUAUCCUUCCUGGUGCUAGCUGUGGGUUUCAGUGGCUUUGCCAUCUCAGGGUUCAAUGUAAACCACCUGGACAUUGCUCCUCGCUAUGCCAGUAUCCUAAUGGGCAUCUCCAAUGGUGUUGGCACACUGUCUGGAAUGGUGUGCCCCCUUAUUGUUGGAGCACUGACUAAACACAAGACCCGUCUGGAGUGGCAGAACGUGUUUGUGAUAGCCGCCAUGGUGCACUACACAGGGGUCAUCUUCUAUGCUAUCUUCGCCUCAGGCGACAAGCAGGAAUGGGCAGAACAAGAGAGCACCAGCGAAGAUAAGGUCGGUAUUAUCGACGAGGAUGAGCUGGCCGAAGAGACAGAGCUCAACAGCGAGAUUGCCAUGGUACCCAAGAAAAGCUAUGGAACCACAGAGAACUCAUCGGGUCGCAAACAGGGCUGGAAGAAGAACAGAGGAGUCACCAUGCAGGAGGAUAAGGAUGAUGGGAACUCGCACCACGGGAAUGGGAACUACCAGGAGCAGUUUCAGUGAUGCGCCCUAAUAAUCAGGGGCAUUGGCUGUAUAGAUUCUCCAAAUUUUUCCUGGAGUGUGCACUUGCACACUUUCUCGCAUAGAAAACCUGAGGAAACCAGAGGAGGCUUAAUGGGAGGAGCUUUAGGAGGAUGGGCUCAUUGUAAUGGCUGGAAUGCAAUGAAUGGUACGAAGUCAAACAUGUGGUUUCCAUAUAUUUUAUGUGAUUGAUACCUUUCCAUUUAUUCCAUUCCAACUCCUACAAUGAACCCGUCCUCCUAUAGCUCCACCCACAUGUCUCCUCUGGUGGAAACUCCCUCCAGUCAAUGCUUACACCAAUCGUAUGCUUUUAUAUCCAUGACAUGGAGUGUGCAAAUGCCCACUUCUGGAAAAGGUUAUAGAACCAGGACACAAAAGUAUCUCUAUUGACCCCCUAUUCACUGUGCACUACUACUACAGGGAAUAGGGUGGCACAGUCACUUGAGCAGCACUGCAGGACUUCCCCUUCACGUCAACGUCCAGUGAAGGAAGAAGAGUAAAAUUCACACAGCCCGGCAGAACUAUCAGUGAUCAUUCUUCUGAGAAGUUACAAAAGAAGUUACAGCAUCUAUCAUUUACCACAAACUGACCUUUUGUUGUUGUUUGGUCAUUUGUGAUGACCACCUCUAUUCGGUCUUAUGUGGCAAAAUUUGAAAUUGUGUUUUUUACAUAGGAUAAAAGUAGAGCGUCAGAGCUACAAAAUGGCACAUCAUACACUGCCGUUGAGGAACAAUGGGAAAGUAAU
Oncorhynchus mykiss (rainbow trout) is the source of this 2931-nucleotide messenger RNA. It is a transcript of the gene slc17a8, whose product is annotated as solute carrier family 17 member 8. Lineage: Eukaryota; Metazoa; Chordata; Actinopteri; Salmoniformes; Salmonidae. Gene Ontology annotation, cellular component: synaptic vesicle membrane; excitatory synapse. Gene Ontology annotation, molecular function: L-glutamate transmembrane transporter activity; neurotransmitter transmembrane transporter activity. Gene Ontology annotation, biological process: neurotransmitter loading into synaptic vesicle; regulation of synapse structure or activity; transmembrane transport. The record is from RefSeq and is a predicted model, not a curated record.